Scomber japonicus (chub mackerel) is the source of this 768-nucleotide messenger RNA. It is a transcript of the gene ccl20b, whose product is annotated as chemokine (C-C motif) ligand 20b. Gene Ontology annotation, cellular component: extracellular region. The transcript has 4 exons. Lineage: Eukaryota; Metazoa; Chordata; Actinopteri; Scombriformes; Scombridae. Gene Ontology annotation, molecular function: chemokine activity. The record is from RefSeq and is a predicted model, not a curated record. Bases 66 to 398 code for a protein of 110 amino acids. Gene Ontology annotation, biological process: immune response.
UGCCUUAAGGUACACACCACUUAAACUUCAACAACCAGAACAGCAAGAACACAGACUGCAGAACAAUGACAAGCAACAAAGUGUGUCUCCUGGCAGCUCUCUGCUCUCUCACAAUCCUCUUCACCUGUAUCAGCAGCACACAGUCAGCAAGCUGCUGCAUGAGGUACAGAAGGGGUCGGCUGCCACCAUGCAGCCGGGUGUUGGGAUACACCAUCCAGACCAUCAAAACCACCUGUGACCUCAAUGCCAUUAUUUUCCACGUUCCUGGCGCGUUCGUGUGUGCCGACCCUUCCAGGCGCUUGACCCAGAUGAGAAUGAAGUGUGUGGAUGACAAGAGGAGGGUGAUCACUAAAAUCAUCAACGAGCAAGCCCCUGCCAACACCACGUCAUCAGCAUAAAUGCUACAGUAUCAUGUCUGCAGCAUGUAGUACUUCUUGUUAUGCCUUUCUUACACCAGGAACUUUAUUUAAUAUUAGAAAAUGUUGCGUUUCACUUUAUAUUCUAAACUUAAAGCUAUUCAAAUCACUGUGACAGGGACUACCAUGUGAUUUGUACUUUCUUAUUAUAAUUGUUCUGUUUUAUAAACAGGGAUGUGUAGUAUUUUAAAUACAUAGUAUACUGUAAGCUGUAUGUGUCAUCAACAUAAAAGUGUUUUUUUUAUUAACUGUGUGUCAAUGUUGAUGAACUUUGCUGAAACACUCUGCUUCCAAAAGUGGAACCUUUUGAUUGUAAUUGAUCAUUGGUUAAAGAGUUUAUUAAAAUACAGAU